Cotesia congregata is the source of this 1323-nucleotide messenger RNA. Lineage: Eukaryota; Metazoa; Arthropoda; Insecta; Hymenoptera; Braconidae. The record is from the annotation of a GenBank genome assembly.
AUGAAGCGAAAAAUAAAAAAUACACCAGGAGAAAAUAAAAUGGCAGGUGGUACAUCAGUAACAACAGGUGGCAGCGAAUCGCCACCUAAUAGUCGAGUAUGCCGAGACUUUUUACGUAAUGUUUGUCACCGCGGUAAAAGAUGCAAAUAUCUCCACGAGCGAUCUGGUGAUUCUCCAGUAGAAGAGUACACAUUUUGCCAUGAUUUUCAAAAUGGAAUGUGUAACUGGCCUGGCUGUAAAUUUCUUCACUGCACGGAGAGCGAAGAAAAGCACUUUCGUGCUACCAGUGAGCUGCCGGCGCACAUAAUUGCGCGGUUAAAAAACAAUAGUGAGAAAACGGAAUUCCCAUUGUGCAAAGAUUUCAUGAAGGGUAAUUGUCAGCGGGUGAAUUGUAAAUUCAGACAUUACAAAAAAGAAGAACCACAGCAUACUAACGUAGCUUCACCGAUGAUUAAUCAGCCAGUGCGCUCACAACAUUGUUUCAAUGGGACUAACCACAAUGACAAUCGGAUCCGCAAUGGCUUUGAAGAAUUAGACAGAAAUGUACACUGGCAGUUUGAAGAUCAUCAACAUGUCCUAACAAAUAAUAAUGGCCAUGGAGGUUACUCAGCUUCUCCACAAUCAAGCGAAUUUAUCGGUGGCCCCCCGGAGCCUAAAAGAAGAAUAAUAUCAGGCGGCGAAGCUAUCUUGCACUUUGAAACUUCUCCAAUUGUAGGUCAACACACGACUGCCCAUUCAGCAGUGACUCCUGGGUAUUAUUACCCAGUGAUCGCGAGGAACGAGGCCCGGGCAAUAGUCCUCGAAGAUGAAAAUUCACUGCUGAGAAAAAAAAUAGACGAAUUAAAGAAGCAAGUCAGUGAUUUAACGGCAACAAACGAAUUUCUUCUUGACCAGAAUGCCCAGCUGAGAAUGUCCGGCAAGCGAACGGCCAAUGUUACAUCAGUGACUGUUCCCGCAGUGACGAUCACUAACACCGUCCCACCUUCACAGGCUCCAACACCCCAGCAGAUGGUCAACGCAGCUGUAGCUGCCGGGACUUUGAGGACUGUUACAGCUAGCGUAGCAACUGUUCCAGUUAGCAUUGCUACAGUCACUCCCGUGUCAAUUGCUGCUGUUUCAAUGGCUCCAGUGUCAAUUCCUCCGCCCAUUGUAACGAUGGCUCAGCAAACUAUCACCAUGAGUGGCUCUGGACCUCAGUCCGCGAACCAGCAGGCCCAAAAUCCUCAACAAUCUGCCAGCUUGCCGCUUUCUAUUUCUGGAGCUACUGCUCCGAUGGUGUCCUAUCCGAUUAUGACUCAAGAACUUCGACCUGUGCUCCAAUAA